ACUAAAACUGCUAACCAUGUCUAUAGCUCUGUCUUCUCCGAGCGAGAUGUCCAGGAACAAAAUUGAACCUGUAAAUGAUGAGAGUGACACAAAAGUCAUACUGCAGUCAGACAGUGAUCAAUCCAGAAGCUCUGGGUUCUGUGGAUACCUCCUUACCUUCCUCUCCUUCCUCCUUGUCUUUCUUACUUUCCCUGUCUCGGUCUGGUUUUGUAUGAAGAUUGUCCAGGAAUAUGAAAGAGCAGUUAUUUUCCGAUUGGGGCAACUCCUAGGCGGUGCUAAAGGACCUGGUUAUUAAUUACUAUUCUUAAAAUCAAUAUACAUUUUUUUUUGCUUAGCUCAGUUGUAACUAGCAGUUUUCCUUAUGGAUUGUUUUAAAGGUUUGUUCUGGAUUAUUCCAUGUGUGGACACAUUUAGAAAGGUUGAUUUAAGAACAGUGUCUUUUGACAUCCCUCCACAAGAGGUGCUGACCAAAGACUCAGUGACAAUCAUGGUGGACGCGGUGGUCUACUAUCGUGUCUUUAACCCCACUGUCUCUAUUACCAAAGUGGAGAAUGCAAAUCAUGCCACAAAGAUGCUUGCACAGACUACAUUACGAAACAUGCUGGGAACUAAGAGUCUGGCAGACAUCUUAAAAGACCGUGAGGAGAUGUCUGAACAGAUGGAGGCUGUGCUGUAUGCUGCAUCCAAGAACUGGGGUAUCAAAGUGGAACGGGUCGAGCUUAAAGACGUCAAACUGCCCACCACUUUGCAGAGAGCCAUGGCAGCUGAGGCCGAGGCCACCAGAGACGCCAGAGCCAAGGUGAUCGCAGCAGAGGGAGAAAUGAAAGCCUCUCGUGCGCUGAAGGAAGCAGCAGACGUGAUGUCACAGUCUCCGUCUGCGCUUCAGCUGCGCUACAUGCAGACGCUGACGGAGAUUGCCUCAGAAAGGAACUCAACUAUUGUCUUUCCUCUUCCUAUUGACUUCAUCUCUAAUUUCAUGAAAAGGUGACCUUAUAUAGGCAUGAUCUAUUAAUGUUCAGUUAUCAAUUGUACAGUACAAUGUUUCUCUUUGUUUUAAAUAUAGGCAAAACAUAUUCUGGUUAUAUUAUAGAUAUUUUGCACUUUGCAUCUUUUCUUACAUAUUUUUUAUU
Carassius carassius (crucian carp) is the source of this 1130-nucleotide messenger RNA. RefSeq lists its product as uncharacterized. The record is from RefSeq and is a predicted model, not a curated record. The transcript has 6 exons. The coding region runs from base 362 to 988 and encodes 208 amino acids. Lineage: Eukaryota; Metazoa; Chordata; Actinopteri; Cypriniformes; Cyprinidae. Gene Ontology annotation, cellular component: plasma membrane.